Orycteropus afer afer is the source of this 2595-nucleotide messenger RNA. Lineage: Eukaryota; Metazoa; Chordata; Mammalia; Tubulidentata; Orycteropodidae. The record is from RefSeq and is a predicted model, not a curated record.
CCGCCCCUAUGACCCCGCCCACGGCCCCGCCUGGCAGCGAGCUCAGCGCUCGGUUCUCUCAGUGCCAUCCCGGAGCCGUGUCCACCGGCGACGCUCUGAGGUCACCGACGGGGCCGAACAGCAGGGGGCGGAGGGACGGAGGGAAGAUGGCGGCGGAGGCCGGAUAUUGGCGCCGCCUCCCCCAAUCCGGGAGCCGGCGCAGAUGAGGCGGCUCGGCUGGGGCCAGCGGCGCUGCGGAACAGGAGCUGGGGGGACCCUGGCGGUGGGGCCUGGCCCUGCUGUAUGCCGGCGCCACAGCUAGAGUGAGCGGCGGCGGCGGCGGUGACGGCGACGCCUCUAUUCUCUGGCUCUUUUCCUGUAUCUGUGAGUCCAAGCGGGCGGCGGAGGUAGCGUGGCCAGGAUGGAGGAUGUUAACUCCAACGUGAACGCGGACCAGGAGGUGCGGAAGCUGCAGGAACUGGUGAAGAAGCUGGAGAAGCAGAAUGAACAGUUGAGGAGCCGCUCUGGGGCCGUGCAGAGCGCCGGCCCCCUCGGGCCUGGCAGCCCGGUUCGGGCCGGCGCGUCCACUCCCUCCUCCGGCACGGCGUCCCCUCGGGGCUUCCCCUUGGGCCUCAACGCCAAGUCCGGCUGCGGGGCCGGCUCGGGCCCGAGACGGACGAGUAGCGAGGAGCUGCGGGACGCCACCUCCUUGCUGGCGGCGGGCGAGGGCGGCUUGCUGGACGAGGUGGAGCCGCUGCGGCCCGAGGAGCUGGAGCGCUUGUCAGGCUGGGAGGAGGAGGAGGAGAGCUGGCUUUAUUCAUCACCAAAGAAAAAACUUACACCAAUGCAGAAAUCGGUUAGUCCAUUAGUUUGGUGCAGGCAAGUUUUGGAUUACCCAAGUCCUGAUGUUGAAUGUGCUAAAAAGUCUCUUAUCCACAAACUUGAUCAAACUAUGUCAGCUCUCAAGAGGCAGAAUUUAUAUAAUAAUCCUUUCAACUCUGUGAGUUACACAAGCCCUUACAGUCCAAAUGCAAGUAGCCCAUAUAGCAGUGGUUUUAAUUCUCCAUCCUCAACCCCAGUGCGACCUCCUAUAGUCAAACAACUUAUACUUCCUGGAAAUUCAGGUAACUUGAAAAGUUCAUCAGACAGAAAUCCUCCACUCAGUCCUCAAUCCUCUAUAGACAGUGAGUUAAGUGCUUCAGAAUUAGAUGAAGAUUCAAUUGGAUCCAAUUAUAAGCUAAAUGAUGUAACCGAUGUGCAGAUUCUAGCUCGGAUGCAGGAAGAGAGUCUCCGGCAAGAAUACGCAGCUACCACAUCUCGGCGCAGUUCUGGUUCGUCUUGCACUUCUACACGACGGGGUACUUUUAGUGAUCAGGAACUUGAUGCACAAAGUUUAGAUGAGGAAGAUGACAGUAUGCAUCAUGCAGUAUACCCUGCUGUUAACAGGUUUUCACCAUCACCACGCAAUUCACCUCGACCAUCACCUAAGCAGUCACCUAGAAAUUCACCUCGUUCUCGAUCUCCUGCUCGGGGAAUGGAAUAUAGUCGAGUGUCCCCACAGCCUAUGAUUAGCCGCUUACAGCAGCCUCGCCUUUCACUUCAAGGCCAUCCUGCAGAUUUACAGACAAGCAAUGUUAAAAAUGAAGAAAAACUAAGACGCAGUCUUCCAAACCUGUCCCGAACAUCUAAUACACAAGUUGACUCAGUGAAAAGUAGUAGAAGUGACUCAAAUUUUCAAGUGCCAAAUGGAGGAAUACCUCGCAUGCAACCUCAGGCUUCAGCCAUACCCUCUCCAGGCAAAUUCCGCUCCCCUGCAGCACCAUCUCCUUUGGCUCUCCGGCAACCAGUGAAAGCAUUUAGUAACCAUGGCUCUGGCUCUUCUGGUAGCCAAGAUAUAACACAGCUCACACAAACCACCUCCUCACCUGGGCCUUCCGUGGUUCAGAGCACAGUCCCAGCAAAUCCUCCCAGCAGUAUCAACAGUGCUACUCUAACCAGACCUGCAGGGACAACGGUAAUGAGGAGUGGCUUGCCCAGACCCAGUGCCCCUUCUGCUGGGGGUAUACCAGUGCCUCGCAGCAAACUUGCACAGCCUGUUCGCAGAUCCUUGCCAGCUCCUAAAACCUAUGGUAACAUGAAAGAUGACAGUUGGAAAGAUGGCUGCUAUUGACUGCAAAGAUAAGAAUGCAGACGUCCACGGCUUCAUGGACACCAGUUCACCAGGCUAAACAACAACUUUGAUAUGCAGACUGUUCAGAUAAGACUCCUGGGGUUUAUAAAAUCCCAACCCUCUCUGUCUUAAUUAGCACAAACUGACAGAGAUGAUCAAGCAGCACUUUAAUGACAUUUAACAUCAAAUGCGUUUGGUAAUCAUACAAUCACUUUCCAUGGAAUCAUUUUUAGUUUUGUUCAAUAGAAACCAAGUUGAUUUUUUAAUAUUUGACAGAGGCCAAUAUCUGGGCAGAAACCUAAUGGAUGCCAAAGAGAAAUGCCCGUUUAUGAAUGAAAGAGUACCUUUGUGCACAAGAAAAUGGUAAAUUCAGGCUAUCCAAAACCUCACGGUCAACUUAAUUUACUGUAUAAAUUGUACCAAUAAAUAUUUGUGUUAAUGAGAAC